AUGGUUUUACCUCCAUCCCAGAGACUCUGGGUGGGGAUGUUGGUGGUAAUGGUGGUGGUUGAGUUCCCUGGAGCCCUGCAGAAGUGCAUCUUUGACGAGAUUCAGGCUCAGGCCAGGGUGGUCCGAGCUGCACCCAUCUACCCAGACAGCCCACCCAACGAGCCCAGACUUGGAGACCAGGCCAGAACCUCUGGCCAACAAACCAAUCGUCCAGGACAGAGGGCAUCAUCUCUGCGUGGCCAGACACAGAGGAGAAGCCUGAGAAAGAUGGCCCUGCCCACUACUGCCGCUCCACAGCCAAUCAGGAUCCAGACCUGGAUUCCCACAGAGAGCAAUGACCUAUCAGAGGCUGAGAAAGAGAGGCUGGAAGCAGCGGUGGAGGAGGCUAUCCCAGAUGAUCAUCUGGCUGGAUGUGAUAUUUACGCUGAGGCUGAUUCACCUCGCAGGACUGAGCUCCGUCCUGAAGGGGCUGGACUCCCUGACACUGACUUCCUGCUGUACCUCCACACGCAGGCCACUGACAAGUGCAGGGCAGAGCCUAACGUGUUGGCCUACGCUGUCCACUGUCAGACGGACACUCAUGGACGACCUGUGGCCGGGGUGGUCGUCAUCUGCAGGGACAGUCUGACAGGAGCCACAUACAGCCACCAGGCCAUUGUACAGACUAUCAUCCAUGAGCUGUUUCAUGCACUUGGUUUCUCUAAAGAGCUCUUCCACACCUGGAGAGACUGUUCAUCCAAAUCUCAAGUGGGUGCUGGCUGUUCUCCUCGAGGCAAAGUGAGUCACUCUGAUGGAUCGGGCCAGAUGAGGAUUUACACCCCAUCCCUCAUUUCCGCCUUGCAGAAGCACCUGGCAUCCACUGACCCUGAGCUAGGGGGGCCGCUAGAGAACCUGGAUGUUGCUCCAGGCAGAGUGUCCUCUCACUGGGAGUCCCGGGUCCUGCAGGGCUCCAUCAUGGCACCGGUGCUGGGGGACUCGACCACAGUCCGGAUCGACCCGGUCACCUUGGCUGCAUUACAGGAUACAGGCUGGUACACUGUUGACCUGAACCAGGCACAGAGUCUAGUCUGGGGAGAUGGUGAAGGAGCUACGUUUGGUUCCUUGUCAACCUGUCGGAACAAGUCUUCAUCUUUUUUCUGCACCGGCAGUGGAUUUGGGUGUCAUUAUCUUCACCUCCACAAGGGGGAGUGCCAGACUGAUCAACAUCUGGAGGGAUGUCGAGUGUAUAAACCCCUCAAGAAUGGAAGUGAAUGUUGGAUAGAGAAAAAUGGCAGAGACGAAGACUGGAGCGGGGAGAUCUUUGGUGUUCAAAGCCGCUGCUUCUUCUCCAGUCUGACCAGACAGAAGCAAAUGGAGCUAAGCAGCUCUGUGGUGGGACGUUGCUAUAGACACAGGUGUACUGGCCUGAACCGGUACCAAAUCCAGGUGUCUGGCUCUGAAUGGAUGGACUGUCCAGUAGGGGAUAAUAUUCAGAUAAAAGGAUACCAGGGUUUAGUUCACUGCCCUGACAGGAGGUUAUGUGUGUACGCUGACAUUACCCCCCCUUCAGAUGUUCUCAAUACAUUUCAUGCUUCUAUCUCAAGUGAUCCAUAUGAGACUUUAACUGCAGUCCAGACCUGGAGCUGGUGGCCCCUAAGACUCCCUGCAGAGCUCCCUGUGGCCCCGGUGCUCGGCGUCACUGCUGCUGUGUGUCUCCUGGCUGCAGCUCUGCUGUCUCUCAGGAAAUGUUGCUCCUGCAAGGUCCGGAUCCACACUGCCCCGGAGAAUCACACUGAUCUGUAG
Perca flavescens (yellow perch) is the source of this 1782-nucleotide messenger RNA. RefSeq names its product ciliated left-right organizer metallopeptidase (gene cirop). Gene Ontology annotation, molecular function: metalloendopeptidase activity. The record is from RefSeq and is a predicted model, not a curated record. Gene Ontology annotation, cellular component: cytoplasm; membrane. Gene Ontology annotation, biological process: proteolysis; cell adhesion. Bases 1 to 1782 code for a protein of 593 amino acids. The transcript has 12 exons. NCBI's taxonomy places the organism in Eukaryota, Metazoa, Chordata, Actinopteri, Perciformes, Percidae.